Molecule: messenger RNA, 4115 nt
Organism: Arachis stenosperma
Lineage: Eukaryota; Viridiplantae; Streptophyta; Magnoliopsida; Fabales; Fabaceae
Product: calcium-transporting ATPase 9, plasma membrane-type-like
Exons: 34
Coding region: 511-3930 (1139 amino acids)
Biological process (GO): calcium ion transmembrane transport
Cellular component (GO): membrane; intracellular membrane-bounded organelle
Molecular function (GO): ATP binding; ATP hydrolysis activity; calmodulin binding
Source: RefSeq, a predicted model, not a curated record
AUUUCCAUUGACACACACCAAGUUAAGGUCGUUGAAGUCAAUCUUCUAUAAUCUCUAUUACCUACAUACAAAACCCAGAAAGUAAAAAUAGGUUUUUCUCUUCCCACACACUUAAGAAAGAAGUAGUAAGAAGCUGCUAAUAAGUGGUAUUUGCAAUGGGAUCAGAGUCUCUUUCACUCAACACUCAUCCACUUCUAUUUCCAACUCCACACAUCUUUUUCAUACGGAAGAUGUGUCUUCUUCAAUAAUGUAAAGCUCCUUCAGAUGAUAGUUACACUACUUAGCAUGGAAGUGGCAACUCGUCGAUUUCAUAGAUAUAUUUUCUCAUCAUCUCAUGCAUCUUCAGUGUAAUUGGCGUGUGUGCGUUUUGUGCGCGUGGGCCUUUUUUGUUUCCCACGCACGCGCAGUAAUAAGCAGCAUUUGAAAAUUGAAAGAAAGCGUUGUUGCGGUUGUUGAUGUUAUCGGCUGGUUUUGGCAUUCGCAUUCGCAUUCGCAUUGGGAUUUGCAAAUAUGACCAACGGCCACAUAACCGUAACCGUCGACACCAGGCAUUCUGACGCCACCGAACAGCGACGCAUUCCUCCUCCUCCUCCUCCUGCUGCUGCUGCUUCCGCUGCCGUCAAUCUCGACUAUGACGACGACGACCACAACGACGACGACGAUGUUGCAGAUCCAAAUGAUCCUUUCGAUAUUCAACACACCAAGCAUGCGCCCAUCGAGACCCUCCGCCGUUGGAGACAAGCAGCACUCGUGCUCAAUGCAUCAAGGCGCUUUAGAUAUACCUUGGACCUAAAAAAGGAAGAGGAGAGACAGCAAAAGAAAAGCUUGAUUAGAGCCCAUGCACAAGUCAUAAGAGCAGCAUUGCUUUUCAGAUUGGCUGGUGAACGUGAAUUAGUGGUAACAGCACCGACACCUGCACAUCCAGUUGGUGACUUUGGAAUUGGGCUCGAACAACUUUCUUCAGUUUCUAAGGAGCAGAACACUGCUGCUUUAGAAGAAUAUGGAGGGGUCAAGGGCUUAUCAAAUUUAUUAAGGUCAAAUCUCGAUAAAGGAAUUAGUGGAGAUGAUGCUGAUUUACUAAAAAGGAAAAAUGCUUAUGGAACUAACACAUAUCCUCGGAAAAAAGGAAGAAGCUUCUGGAGGUUUUUAUGGGAAGCAUGGCAAGAUCUAACUCUUAUAAUAUUGAUUAUAGCAGCAGUUGUCUCAUUGGUGCUUGGAAUAAAAACAGAGGGUUUGAGUGAAGGAUGGUAUGAUGGGGGAAGCAUUGCUUUUGCGGUUUUUCUGGUCAUUGUAGUUACAGCUGUCAGUGAUUAUCGGCAAUCUCUGCAGUUUAAGAAUUUGAAUGCAGAGAAACAAAAUAUACAGUUGGAGGUCAUGAGAGGUGGCAGAACAGUUAAAUUGUCGAUAUUUGACAUUGUUGUUGGUGAUGUAGUACCGCUUAAAAUAGGAGAUCAGGUUCCUGCUGAUGGAGUAUUAAUCACGGGUCAUUCACUUGCCGUUGAUGAAUCCAGUAUGACGGGUGAAAGCAAAAUUGUUCACAAGGAUCACAAAUCACCCUUUUUGAUGUCUGGUUGCAAAGUGGCUGAUGGAGUUGGAGUUAUGCUGGUAACUGGUGUUGGUAUAAAUACAGAGUGGGGAUUGUUGAUGGCAAGUAUCUCAGAGGAUAAUGGAGAAGAGACUCCAUUGCAGGUACGUUUGAAUGGAGUAGCAACUUUUAUUGGUGUAGUUGGGCUUUCUGUGGCUGUUUUAGUGCUAGCAGUCCUCUUGGGCAGAUACUUUUCUGGCCAUUCUACUGAUGAUGAUGGAAACGUGGAAUUUGUUGCUGGAAAAACUAAAGCAAGUACUGCAGUUGAUGGCGUCAUCAAAAUUUUCACCAUUGCAGUAAGUGCGAGUUUGAACUAUUUCGUCCAUCUUCUUCUUCAAACUUUUAGUAGUUUGAAACUAAAUACGGAGCCAUGCAUGCAGGUUACCAUUGUGGUUGUCGCAGUGCCUGAAGGUCUACCUUUGGCUGUUACCUUAACCCUGGCAUACUCAAUGCGGAAAAUGAUGAGAGACAAAGCCCUGGUUCGGAGGCUGUCAGCCUGCGAAACUAUGGGAUCUGCGACAACAAUAUGCAGUGAUAAGACAGGAACAUUGACCUUAAAUCAGAUGACUGUAGUUGAGGCAUAUGUUGGAAGGAACAAAUUAAAUCCACCAGAUGACUCAUCAAAGUUAAAUCCGGAAGUUUUAUCCUUGAUAAACGAGGGCAUUGCCCAGAAUACUACUGGAAAUGUUUUUGUGCCUAAGGAAGGAGGAGAGGCAGAGAUUUCAGGAUCUCCUACAGAGAAGGCAAUUCUUUCAUGGGCAGUAAAGUUGGGUAUGAAUUUUAGUCUUCUCAGAUCAAAUACGACAGUUCUCCAUGUCUUCCCCUUUAAUUCCGAGAAAAAAAGAGGCGGUGUUGCUGUGAAGCUGGAGGGCUCUGGAGUACAUAUACAUUGGAAAGGAGCUGCAGAAAUACUUCUUGGAGCAUGUACGCAAUAUCUUGAUUCAGAUGGUCAUUUGCAAUCCAUUGAGGGAGAGCAGGUAGCUUUCAAGGAGGCGAUUGAUAACAUGGCUGCUCGCAGCUUGCGUUGUGUUGCCAUUGCUUACAGAUCAUAUGAAUUAGACAAAGUUCCAUCUAAUGAAGAUGAUUUGGAGCAAUGGUCGUUACCAGAAAAUGAUCUUGUUUUGCUUGCUAUUGUUGGAAUAAAGGAUCCUUGUCGCCCUGGUGUCAAAGAAGCAGUGGAACUAUGCACUAAAGCUGGUGUCAAGGUACGCAUGGUUACCGGAGACAACCUUCAAACAGCAAGGGCAAUAGCUUUGGAGUGUGGGAUACUUACUUCAAAUGAGGAAGCUGUUGAACCAGUUAUAAUUGAAGGGAAGAAAUUCCGUGCACUAAGCGAAAAAGAAAGGGAACAGAUUGCUAAGAAAAUAGCGGUCAUGGGGAGGUCUUCUCCUAAUGACAAGCUUUUGCUUGUGCAAGCUCUACGUAAAGGAGGUGAAGUUGUUGCCGUCACAGGAGAUGGAACCAAUGAUGCCCCUGCACUUCACGAGGCAGAUAUUGGUCUUUCUAUGGGCAUCCAAGGAACUGAAGUUGCAAAAGAAAGCUCAGAUAUUAUAAUCCUGGAUGAUAACUUUGCGUCAGUAGUAAAGGUUGUCCGGUGGGGACGUUCUGUUUAUGCAAAUAUUCAGAAAUUCAUCCAGUUCCAGCUUACUGUUAAUGUUGCUGCUCUUGUAAUUAAUGUUGUUGCAGCAAUAUCCUCUGGUGAUGUUCCUUUGAAUGCAGUACAGCUUCUGUGGGUCAACCUUAUCAUGGACACACUUGGGGCGCUUGCACUGGCCACUGAACCACCAACGGACAGCCUUAUGCGCAGAGCACCUGUUGGGCGAAGGGAACCUCUUAUAACGAAUGUCAUGUGGAGAAACUUGGUUGUACAGGCUGUCUAUCAAGUUACUGUUCUUCUUGUUCUGAACUUCGCUGGUGAAAGUUUCAUACCUAAGCAAGAAACUAAAUCCCUUGACAGUCAAACCAAGAACACUUUAAUAUUCAAUGCAUUCGUCCUGUGCCAAAUAUUCAACGAGUUCAAUGCUCGGAAACCAGAAGGAAUGAAUGUAUUCCAAGGGGUGACUAAGAACCGUCUAUUCAUGGGAAUUGUUGGAAUGACCUUUAUCCUUCAGAUAAUUAUCAUCGAGUUCCUUGGAAAGUUCACCAAAACAGUGAAACUUGAUUGGAAGCUGUGGAUUGCUUCUCUUGUUAUUGGCAUUGUCAGCUGGCCUCUUGCUGUUGCCGGAAAACUCAUUCCGGUUCCCAAAACACCGUUGUCACGCUGCUUAGCCAAGCCACUUAGAAGAUGGAGAAGGUCUCGCGCACAAAGUCAACUGAACACCCCCAGCACUAAUUUUUCACGUUAAGCUAACUCCUGACAAGAAAAGCAACUAUACUUCAGCAUUACUACUAAUUAAUCCCUCCUUGUAUUUUCAAUGUGUUUAACUGUAUAUUAAAUGUAUCAUUAGCCAUCAUCAUUUCACAAUGUCCCGAAGAGAUUGAAACGCAAGUAUGGCAACGAUUUAAAGUGUUGUGCCUUUUCCUUUUCUAA